This is a messenger RNA of Pleurotus ostreatus (oyster mushroom), 876 nucleotides long. RefSeq lists its product as uncharacterized. The transcript is spliced from 5 exons. NCBI's taxonomy places the organism in Eukaryota, Fungi, Basidiomycota, Agaricomycetes, Agaricales, Pleurotaceae. The coding region runs from base 1 to 876 and encodes 291 amino acids. The record is from RefSeq and is a predicted model, not a curated record.
AUGGACACCGAUCCGCUGAGCGACACCGUGCCCCCACGGUACGCCGUAGAAUCAGACGAGGAGGACGAGUUUAACCCGUUAUCGUCGACGCGCGAUCAAGAACGCGAUCACGGUCGGGCCCCAGGGGAUGAUGCGACGGUCGACGUCAAAGUCGUACCCCCCGAUGUUGUGGGCCUAAAAGCAAAGCCAAUGAUAGUCGCGUCAGGCCAGCUCGCGAGCUUUUGGGCUGCUGGCGCCCAGCUGGGGGAACAGAUCGGGGCGGUAUUUGUGAACAAUGUACAGGUUGGGAUGUUGUUCACUCCGGGGUGGACACCGGCCGUCGUGUUGAUCUCGGAGACGACGACGGCCCUGCCAUCGCGCAUGAUGCACUCAUAUGCAAGCAAAGUCGUUGAGGUCCUCACACCCUCUUCGACCGCGCUGUUAGACAUUUACCCUCAUCACGCGUAUAUUACCGCUUCCCCUCUACCCUUUCAUCUGGCGCCUAUACGAUAUCUGUCUCUCCGUUCAUCGUUCGCGCCGAUGUCGGUUGAGCGGUUCGAGACACCCAACUUGAUAACCUCGACAUCUGCGGCCUUCAUGGCGAUCCUAGCUACUCAAGCACUGACGCCAGCCACCCUCCUCCUUCUCCCCUCCCCCCGCAUCCCACCUCCCCCUCCACGAACCCUAUCCCCCUCCGACAUCGGGAUGGUCUUCAACACCCCGGAAUGGUCCCAGGUGCAGAUGCAGCGUGCGACCGACUUGCUGGUACACGCGUCUGGGGAUCCGACGGCGGGUACUGUGGUGCUGGUGAGGUGGAAGGCCACUGCAGAGUCCAAGCACCCCGGCCGCUCAGCAAGAAGAGCGAAUGUCAUUGGAGAGGGGAGUAUGUACAUAUGA